AGAAUCAAUCUUAUUCAGUGUAAAGCUGAGGAUUUGGUGUUAUCAUGAAUUAAUUUGAUUAUAUUUUAACCCAUGCAUUGGACUGGCUGAAAUCAAAUUUUGUGUUUUGUCAGUCAUAAAUUUCAUUUACUUAAGGUCGAUUCGACCUCCGAAUUGACAAAAUGUUUGAUUUUUACGCAAUCACGGUUUUGGUAGGGCUGGUAAUUUACUAUUUUUUUCUGCGGGAUAACACCGAUCGGUCGGAUGAACCGCCAGGUCCACUGGUCUGGCCGAUUAUCGGUAAUAUCUUCCACUUGGCCCGAGCUGAGGGAAAUAUUACGCAAAAAUUGGGAAACCUUGCGAAAAAAUAUGGCGAAAUUUACUCCUUAAAAGUGGGAAUGAAACGUGUAGUCGUGAUCACUUCGAAGGAAGCGAUUUCAACCGUUCUAACAAACGAGGCUGCCUUUGGUCGCGAUCGGAUGGGAACAUUUCAUGAUCGCACGGCCGGAAAAAAUCUGGGAAUUGUGACCGGCGAAGGGGAAAUGUGGGAAAAGUCAAGAACAUGGACGUUUAAGAAUUUAAAAGAGUUUGGGUUCGGAAAAUCGUCGGAAAUGGAACAUUUUGUUCAGGCAUUGAUAUGUAAUACCGCGUAG
Messenger RNA from Folsomia candida, 632 nucleotides. RefSeq names its product cytochrome P450 2H2-like. Bases 162 to 632 code for a protein of 156 amino acids. The record is from RefSeq and is a predicted model, not a curated record. Lineage: Eukaryota; Metazoa; Arthropoda; Collembola; Entomobryomorpha; Isotomidae. The transcript has 4 exons. Gene Ontology annotation, molecular function: heme binding; iron ion binding; monooxygenase activity.